This is a messenger RNA of Musca vetustissima, 960 nucleotides long. RefSeq names its product syntaxin-1A (gene Syx1A). The transcript is spliced from 2 exons. Lineage: Eukaryota; Metazoa; Arthropoda; Insecta; Diptera; Muscidae. The coding region runs from base 54 to 944 and encodes 296 amino acids. The record is from RefSeq and is a predicted model, not a curated record. Gene Ontology annotation, molecular function: SNAP receptor activity; SNARE binding. Gene Ontology annotation, biological process: synaptic vesicle fusion to presynaptic active zone membrane; intracellular protein transport; exocytosis. Gene Ontology annotation, cellular component: endomembrane system; plasma membrane; SNARE complex.
UACCAGUAGUUUAACUUAACUUUAAUACCGCCGCCACCACCAAAACCAGCAUCAUGACAAAAGACAGAUUAGCCGCUUUACAUGCCGCCCAAUCGGACGAUGAGGAAACCGAGGAGGUGGCCGUCAAUGUUGACGCCACCCAUGACUCCUAUAUGGAUGACUUCUUUGCUCAAGUCGAGGAGAUACGUAAUAUGAUCGAAAAAGUCCAAGAAAAUGUCGAAGAGGUAAAGAAAAAACACUCGGCCAUCCUCUCGGCUCCCCAGUCCGAUGAAAAAACCAAGCAGGAGCUUGAAGAUCUAAUGGCGGACAUUAAGAAGAAUGCCAAUCGUGUGCGUGGCAAACUAAAAGGCAUCGAACAAAACAUCGAACAGGAAGAACAACAGAAUAAAUCCUCGGCCGAUUUGCGUAUACGCAAAACACAGCACUCGACAUUGUCGCGAAAAUUCGUCGAAGUAAUGACCGAAUACAAUCGCACACAGACCGAUUAUCGUGAACGCUGCAAGGGCAGAAUACAGCGUCAAUUGGAAAUUACUGGCCGUGCCACAACCAACGAUGAACUCGAAGACAUGUUGGAACAGGGCAAUCCGGCCGUCUUCACGCAGGGCAUUAUCAUGGAAACGCAACAGGCCAAACAGACACUGGCCGACAUAGAAGCCCGUCACGCCGAUAUCAUGAAAUUGGAGACAUCGAUCAAAGAGUUGCACGACAUGUUCAUGGAUAUGGCUAUGUUGGUGGAGUCGCAGGGCGAAAUGAUUGAUCGCAUUGAAUACCAUGUGGAGCACGCUAUGGACUACGUGCAGACAGCAACUCAGGAUACAAAGAAAGCUUUGAAAUAUCAGAGUAAAGCUCGCCGGAAGAAGAUUAUGAUUCUGCUUUGCUUGACUGUGUUGGGUAUCAUAGUUGCUGCAUAUGUUAGCAGUUAUUUCAUCAUGUUAUCCAAAUAAAUUACAUAGUACAAUU